Messenger RNA from Caenorhabditis remanei, 312 nucleotides. RefSeq lists its product as uncharacterized. NCBI's taxonomy places the organism in Eukaryota, Metazoa, Nematoda, Chromadorea, Rhabditida, Rhabditidae. The record is from RefSeq and is a predicted model, not a curated record. The coding region runs from base 1 to 312 and encodes 103 amino acids. The transcript has a single exon.
AUGCAAGACGAUUUCUGGAGUGACCAAAUUAUAGGUACACCCAUUUGGGUACAAAUCAUCAUAUUUCGGUGGUUCAGGCAUUUCUUGGAGCGGGAUUUCCUCCUGACCAUUGUCUUCUGGGCAUGGGAAGAGGAUGGCUAUCUCGGCACGGGCUCUCAUACGACGGUCCUCUUCGGAUUCGGUGGGGAGUUGGGAGCAGAAGCUGACGAGCAUCACGCCAAGACCGCCGUAGAGGAGUCUGGAGGUUUUGAUAAAGGAAAUGGAAAAAAUGAGGUCGAUUUGAAUGUAAAGGCGUUAUGUGUCAGUUUGUAA